This is a messenger RNA of Bactrocera latifrons, 5983 nucleotides long. RefSeq lists its product as uncharacterized. Gene Ontology annotation, biological process: peptide catabolic process; proteolysis. Bases 190 to 5775 code for a protein of 1861 amino acids. The transcript has 15 exons. The record is from RefSeq and is a predicted model, not a curated record. Gene Ontology annotation, cellular component: cytoplasm. Gene Ontology annotation, molecular function: metalloaminopeptidase activity; peptide binding; zinc ion binding. NCBI's taxonomy places the organism in Eukaryota, Metazoa, Arthropoda, Insecta, Diptera, Tephritidae.
UGAAAACUUGCAGAACGCAUUCAACACUCUUAGCGAACAGUUUAGCGCGAAGGGGAGUUUUCGUAAAAUUUUCAUUAUUUUAUGUUUACUUAUUAGUUUUACCAUUCGUUUAAUUUUAAUUGUUGAUAUUGUGUUUAAAGUCGAUCAAUUGUACCGUAUAAAUAGUGCCUGUGUUUGAGUGUAUAUUUAAUGAAUCUUUUAAUAACAACGUUACUGCUGCUACUGGGCUGCAGCGCUGUCAUUAGUGAACCCCCAGAACCGUCUUAUCGCCUAAGCAAGAAUGUUAUACCCAUAUCAUAUGAUAUUUGGCUGAGACCAUAUCUCUCAGUCAGCGAUAGAGAACGCCGAUACACUUAUAAUGGGGAGGUCAACAUAACAUUACAAUACAGCAAAGGGCAGGAAAUCACUUUACAUAAGAAUAUUAUUGAAAUAACUGCCAUUUGGCUGUACAAAUACAACAACAAUACGCCUUUAAUCAUACAGACAUUUGAUACAAAAGAAUUGAUCUACGAUAACAUAACACAAAAGUUAACAGUGCCUUUAAGAGAUGAGCUAAAGCAGUACGACAAAUACAUGUUACGCUUUGGGUUCUUGGGACAAAUACGCGAUGGCAUGCAAGGCUUUUUCCGCGCCAAUUACACUGACGAAAACAAGAARGAGAAAUGGAUCGGGGUAACACAGUCCCAGCGUAUCGAUGCACGCAGCAUAUUCCCUUGUUUUGACGAGCCCGAUUUUAAAGCUACAUUCCGCUUGGAAGUGAGUCGGCCAAUUAAAUACAGGACAGUGUUCAAUGCAGAGUUAUUGGAGAGUAUACCAGAUGCUUCCAGCUUUAAUCGCUAUUUAGACAUCUUUGCUCCGACGCCACCUAUGUCCACAUAUUUAUUUGCAUUUAUGGUUACUGAAUACGCAACAUAUGGCAAUGAUGAUAUUAAAGUAAUUACGCGUGCAGAACAUCAAAAUUAUACACACUUUGCUUACGAAGUGGCUAAGCGAGCUUUAAAAGCUUACGACGCAUACACCCGUCUACCAUACAAGCAAUUAGGACUGCCUCUCAUGCAAAUUGCKACAUCACCGAAAUUCCCACAUAAUGGAAUGGAAAAUUGGGGUUUAGUUAUUUAUAAAGAGGAAGUGCUAGUACASCUGCCUGGCUACAAUGAUGGCUGGUCAGACAAAGAGUACACGCUCACSAUAAUUGUGCAUGAGACAGCGCAUAUGUGGUUCGGCAAUAGUGUGACAAUGGAGUGGUGGAGUUACUUCUGGUUAAAUGAGGGAUUCGCGCGCUACUAUCAGUACUUCUUCGCGCACCAGCUAUAUCCGGAGUAUCAAUUAGAUCAGCAAUUUGUUAUAAAACAAGUGCAUUUGAUAUUUGAAAUAGACGCUACGAACCGUACCCAACCGUUGACCAGUCUAGCUACAAGUGUAAAUAGCCCGGAUGAAAUCGGUGAAAAAUUUAGCAGCAUCACUUAUGUGAAAGGCGCAGCUAUUCUGCGUAUGAUGGCCAAUUUAAUGGGUGUGAAUAAUUUUGAUAAUGCCAUACGCGAUUACCUAAGAAGAUAUCAUUUGAAAAACACCAAACCAGAACAGCUCUUUAAACAUUUGAAAAACCAUUGGCCUAUCAUGCCGCCAGUUCAUUUGGAACAGUUCUUCUCCGAUUGGACCGAACAAGUCGGAUAUCCGGUACUGUUAGUCAAUAUCAUUGCUAAAGGUCAAAUCAGGCUAACACAGAAGCGUUUUUUGUUGGAUCCCCAUGAUGCUAAGACUGACAUACUCACAUAUACUAUACCACUUACUUAUACUACUGACAAGGAGCGCAAUUUCGAUAACCUCACAGCACGUUACUAUAUACAAAAGGACAACGAUAUGUCUUUAGUUUUUGACAAACCUUACAAAUGGAUACUAUUCAAUUUACACCAGUCCAAUUAUUAUCGUGUGUUCUAUGAUAAAUCUUUAUUGGGGCUACUUAAAACGGCGCUGGCCACAACAAAUCACAGCGGCAUACCAAUCAUAAAUCGCGCACAGCUGAUCGAUGAUUUAUUUCAUUUCGCAAUCGUCGGCAUGGUGAGCUACGAUGAAGUAUUUGAGUUUACGGAAUACCUGACAUAUGAAACCGAAUAUUUGCCUUGGUAUGCAUUUUUCACAAACGUGCAACACGUAGCACAGCGUUUUACAUUGGAACAGCAAACGUUGUUUAGUAGCUACUUGCGUUCUAUUAUGUCUAAUAUAUAUAAACAUUUGGGCGUAAAACGAAGCAAUGAUACAGUACUCGACAUUUACAAUCGCAAUAUGGUCAUCAACUGGGCAUGUAAAUAUCAUCUGUUCAAUUGUGAUCGUGAAAUGGUAGAGUACUUCAAUGAAUUAUUGGGAACCUUCUCUAAGGCGCCAGCAGAUUUUCGUGAAACACUCAAUUGUAAUGCUAUAAGGGAUAGCCAACUUUCCUUUUAUGGAACUCUCGACCARUGGUUCAAAAAUGAGAAAGUGGUUAGUGAAAAACAGAAGCUCAUGCGAGCAAUGAGCUGUACGCGGUUUUUCCAUGAAACACAAUACAUCAGAAUACUCAACGGUGAUAUACCCAAUGAAUAUGCCAGUAUGAGUAUAACGGAAAUGUAUAAACAGAAUCCCGAAAAUGUAGAACAUGUCUUAUACAUGGUCACUACUAGUAUUGAACAUUUAGUACUCAGGGUUGGUGGCUGGGCGAACCUUGCUGACUUAAUUAAAGAUCUCGCGAACUACUUAACCACGCCAAAGCAGAAACGAGUACUGGAGGAAUUCGUGGAGGCGCAGGCCUUACAUUUCGGUUCUUCUGUUUCAGUUCUUCAUGAAGCCAUUGCUAACGUCAAAACAAAUCUUGAGUGGGCGAAUUUGCACCUGCCAAAGCUAAUCCAAUACUUAGAAAAGCGAARUGGUGCUGGAGUAAAGAGCAUAACGACGAUCUUGCUGAUUUUCGUAAGCGUUGUGCAUAGGUUUCUUUUAAUUUUGUAUAUAAUGAAAUUAUGUGUAACAACUCUGCUGCUGCUUUUGGCGUUAAGCGCCAUACUUUCGGUCAACGCUUACAAAGGCGAACCAGUCUAUCGCCUGAACACAAACAUUCGGCCUGAGUCAUAUACAGUUGUAUUGAAGCCAUAUCUCUUAGUCUCGGAUGGACCACAACGUUUCACUGUUGAUGGUGAAGUUUUCAUAACAAUAAGAGUGAGAGGCGAGGACGUAAGUGAAAUUACCUUGAAUGCGCACCAAAUUGAAAUCACAAGUGCUUCGCUAUCUGACAAUAGCAUAAAUGCUGGAAGGCUCAUACAAACGUUUAGUACAGCCGAUUUGAACUACGAUGAAACUGCACAGAAAUUAACACUGAAAUUGCAGAAAGAACUGAUGCCGAACGGCUUGUAUCUACUACAYCUCGAGUACGUUAGUCAAAUACGUAACGAUCAAAAAGGAUUUUUUCACGUCAAUUAUACUGACAACAGCGGYAACGAAAAAUGUGUCGGUCUAACGCAGGCKCAACCCAUCAAUGCGCGCAUGAUAUUCCCCUGCUUUGAUGAGCCCAGCUUCCGAGCGCACUUUAGCUUGGAAAUGAGUCGGCCAGCUAAUUACAAUACCGUUUUCAAUACGGCAUUAAUGGAAACCACGACAGAUGGUGAAGAACGCUUUUGGGAUCGUUUUGGUUCAUCUCCAGCAAUGCCUACAUAUUUAUUUGCAUUUAUACUUUCUGAGUUCGUUUCUCAUGGCAGUGAUACUUACAAAAUAGUAACACGUGUAGAGCAUGAGAAUAAGACCGAUUUCGCUUAUAAGGUGGGCGAACGUGCGACAAAUGCUUUUAACGAGUACUUUCAGAUACCUUAUAAAAAGUCGAUAUCUUACAUGCAACUCGCAGCAGCGCCGAAUUUUCCAUUUAACGGUAUGGAGAACUGGGGUUUAAUGAUCUACAAAGAGCAUGUGCUGGUGCACGAACCUGGCUACACCGAUGACUGGUCCAACAAACAGUUCACUCUCUCAAUAAUUUUCCACGAAAUUUCGCACAUGUGGUUCGGCAAUAGUGUCACAUACAACUGGUGGAAUCAUUUCUGGCUAAGUGAGGCAUUCGCGCGCUACUUUGAGUACUUCAUGGCACACAAGCUCUACUAUGAAUAUAGAUUAGCUGAUCAAUUUGUGGUGAAUGAAAUGCAUUUGGCAUUGAGUUUAGACGCCUCUAAAAGCACGCAACCUUUGACUAGUCCGGACGAAGAAAUACAGUCACCAUCGGAAAUUGGUUAUAAAUUUAAUACUGUCACCUAUACAAAGGGUGCAUGUAUAAUACGUAUGAUGGCCACUAUAAUGACCCAACCGAACUUUGACAAAGCCAUAAGAGAUUAUCUUGAAGAAUUUCUGUAUAAAAGCACCACGCCAGCAGACUUAUUCAAACACAUCGAAAACAAUUGGCCCACCGCGACWCCUAUAGAUUUGUAUCAGUUCUUUUACGAUUGGACCGAACAGGUUGGAUAUCCAGUACUCUUCGUAAACGCCAGCGUGGAAGGUGUUGUUACGCUGACGCAGGAACGUUUCCUGUAUGACUCCGGUGAUGGUAGUAACAAGUCACUCACCUAUGUCAUACCAAUUAGCUAUGCCACAGAGCAUGAACGAGAUUUCAGCAAUUAUAAUUUUCCACGUUUUUAUUUCUGGAAAGUCGAUAACAUGACAAUUAGCUUUGACAAGCCCGUCAAAUGGAUCAUCUUCAAUCUAUUUCAAACCAACUACUACCGCGUCUUCUACGAUAGAACUACUUUGCUUAAUAUUAAAGCUGCGCUAAUGGAGCCGCACCACAGCGAAAUACCAGCCGCAAAUCGCGCGCAGCUAAUCGAUGACUUAUUCAAUUUUGCACGCGUCUCCAUKGUGGACUAYGAGACGGUAUUUCAGUUUUUAGAGUACUUAGCGAAUGAAAYAGACUACUUGCCCUGGCAUGCAACRUUYACGAAUUUACCGCGUGUGACACAACGUUUAACGCGGCAGCAACAAAAGGAUUUUGCCGAAUUUCUAAAURUCACCAUGGUUAAGGUCUACACCCAUCUGGGCUUUACACUGACUAAUCUCACCAUCCUCGAUACAUACAAUCGAAAUGAGGUCAUUAGCUGGGCAUGUAAAUAUCAUUUAUUCGAUUGUGAUAAGCGAGCUCAGCUACUAUUUGAUAAGUUCAAGAAGUCUGGCACAAAACCGGCUCCAGAUUUCCGCGAAACAUUCUAUUGCAGUGCGACGAGAGAAGGAACAUUUGCCUACUAUCAAACGUUAAAAAACAGGUUCGACGAUGAAAAACUGGUUAGUGAGAAGAAGAAGAUAAUACGYGCCAUGGGCUGCACGGGACACUUGUAUGAAUAUCAUUUUGACAAAAUUAUCAGUGGCCUUAUACCCAAGGAAUACGCUAUGGAUGCAAUUACGUCGAUGUAUACACAGAAUCCGGACAACGUGCGAUCUAUAUUCAUUAUGCUCACUAACUCCAUCGAGAAGUUAGCGGAAAUUUUGGGCGGCUAUUCGAAUGCGGCCAAUUUGAUCAGUGACAUUGCAAAUUACCUAACCACACACGAGCAGAAGAAAUUAUUGGAAGAUUUUGUGAAGACAAAUGGCACACUUUUUGAGAGCUCCGUACCGAAACUACACCAUGCUAUCUACGUUGUGGAUACUAACUUAAAGUGGGCGGAAAAGCGUUUACCGAGACUUAUCAAAUAUUUGAAGAAAUCGAAUGCUGCGUCUAUAAGCAGCUUAACUGCUUUUUCGCUUAUAUUCAUAAGUUUUAGCCAAGAAAUUUGUUGUUAAUUAUUUUGCUAUUAAUUAGUUUUUUACGUCGCUUUUAUGUUUAUUUGUCGACGUCAACAUUAUAUUUCUAUAAUUUUCUUAAGUCUUGAGCUUUUUAACAUUCUAUUAUAUUAAACAGUUUACAGCUUCGAUUUCAUAAAGAUGACGUUUUGGGUAUAAUUAGAACUGAACUGAACUGAAUAUUACUCAAAUAUAUUUUAUGAUUUAA